AUGAGCCGACGUGCACUGUUGGGCCUCGAUGUUGCGGUGCCGACCCUCUACAACAUGAGCGUGUUCACUGCAGUAGCGAGCGCAAAGGUUGGCUCAGAACUGCGGGACGUCAUGCUCAGUGGCUGCGAGGUGCUCAUCAUUUACAACACUCUCUUGCUGACAGUGGCGAUUGGGGGCUGGUUGUUCAUCGGCAGCGCGCCCUUGGAAACUCCCGUCGACGUCCUCUGCCUCACCGUGUGGGUAGCCGUUUCGUUCCUGUUCUGGUUUGCGGUCAUCUACGAUCUGCUCCUACUCCAGGCGUUCUCGUACGUGUCCGAUGCGAAUCUCCACGCGGUCAUCAAGUCAGCCCUCCCGGUGUACUGGAUCGGGCGAAAGAUGAAUGUGCUUGCGUCGUACAGCACUGUCCUCGCCUUACUGCUCACCGCCUUGCGCUCGUGCGCCUGGGUGGUGGACGCCCAGAGCAAUCACCACCAAAACAACGCCACCGAUUCCGACGACGACAGCACACUUCUCUCCGUUUGGCUCGUGCGUCCAGAGCCAAUGCCAUGGAGCUUCCGUAUGCUGCCCAUGUGGAUUGUCGUCGCCUUUGGCCUCAGCAUCCCAUUUGUGCUACUAGCGCCACUCAAUGCGAUUGCCCGCCUGAUCAUGCACUCGGGAGUGAUUGCGGAUGCACCGGUCCGCGACAUCUGGGACCCCAGCUUCCUCAUCGCUUUCGACGAGAAGCACCCGGUCCUCCCGGAUGACGGACUGUACGCGCCGCCGCAGCUCUCGCCGUCGCAGACGCCGUUCAACGCGUGCUGCGGCCUCAUCGGGAUAUGCAACUGGUACUCUCACCGGACGCCAACCUGUGCGCCGUGCGCAGCCUGCUGCGGUGCUUCGCUCAAAGGCUGCGGAGGGCUCGAGACUUUGGACAUCCUGCACAGCGACGACGAAGUCUGGCGGCGAAUGCUCUCGGGCGGCUCGCCCGAAGCCUGCCCGGACCGGUACCGCGGUGUCUUUUGGAUGCAAGACAAUGUCGUCAACGAGCUCCUCAUCACGCUUCAAGAGGCAGACUGGAGCCAGGCGCCACCGGAAGGGCUGUCUGCCGUCGCUACCAAGCGCCUGGAUACCAACUGGGCAAGAGACACGACCAUCUGGGGUGCCUGCCUCGCAUGCUGCGCUCCAUGCCAGCCGCCCAUGAUUUUGCACGUGAGCAAGAGUGGAAAGUGGCUGAGCAUGGCGGGCGCGGCUGGAUUCUUUUACGCCCCGUCUGCCAGCGAAACCCUGAAGGGCCCCGACGGCGAGAAGGUCGCCUUUGACUCGUCGCAAGAUCUGGUGAGGGUGGACUACCGCUCCAAGUUUGACCCGCACUCCGGUACAAGCUACCAGUACCGCUGCCGGCGAGUGGCCUACCUCGAUAGCGAGCGGCAACUCGUCAAGACGCCCGCAUUUGAGGAGAUGGUGGCGCAGGUGCGCGCCCCGCUGAAGAAUCCCGGCUGCUUGGGCGACCGCUGCUACAGCAACCUCUCGUGGCCUCAGCGGCUCGAGAACCAGCAGCUCCUGGCGAGCGAGCUCCUCGUCAAGACGGGCUCGCCGUCGGACUCGUCGUCGGGCUCUUCUUCCUCGAUCCCUGUGAACAGGGAGGGGCGUUUCAAGAAGACGAUCAAUGAGGUCGUGGUGUCGUACACACCGACGGCUGAGAUCAUCCGCCCCGUCGGACAGGACUUUGAGUCGAUGCCCGGCAUGAAGAAGACGUUCCUCUUCAUGCCCGUGCGUGAGGGCGUGACUCUUCAGCGGCCGUUCGCGUGCUGGUGCGACGCGUGCAUGCAGGCGUCGGCUCCUGGCGAGGGUACCAUGGAUUCCAACUACCGCUGCCACGGCUGCUCGUCGCCGGGCUUGCGGUGGAGGGAGACCAGCGUGGCGCGCUCGGACGCUGCCGGCGUAGCCUCCUCCAAGGCCCGUACCCGCCAGCUCUCUAGAUCCCUCCGAGAUCAGCUGAAGGCGCACUUUGCGAAGAGCACGAACGCGGUGUGGGUUGCGGUGCAGAACCGCGGCGAGGACGACCCGGACCAGUAUUGGAUCGGCCGCGCCGUCGCUCUCAGGCCUCCCUUUCAGACGGGUGGCAGCGUCGCAGGCACAGGCGGGAGGGUGCGCUACGAUCCCGGCGAUAUGGAGAUCGAGGUCGAGUGGUUCGAUCGAGACGUGAGCGGUGGCGACGAGCGGCGGAUCUUCAAGGCGUGGCGCCCCGGCGCCGACACCACGCCCGCUGCUGCUGCUGCUGUGGGGCGUGGUGGCAGCGGCGGUGGGGGACGCGGGCGUGGUGGCGGUAGGCGCGGGGGGCGAGGCGCCGCCGAGGCAGGCGCGGCUGCGGAGGGCGCCGCGCCAGAGGGACCCGCAGUCCUCACCUUCAACUCGUCCGAGCUGCGCAUGAUCAACGUGGAGAUGCAGCUGGUUGCGCCGCUCGGUGGCGGCGCCGCUUUGGAUGUG
Molecule: messenger RNA, 2466 nt
Organism: Emiliania huxleyi CCMP1516
Lineage: Eukaryota; Haptophyta; Isochrysidales; Noelaerhabdaceae
Exons: 4
Source: RefSeq, a predicted model, not a curated record